Zophobas morio is the source of this 1337-nucleotide messenger RNA. RefSeq names its product protein IWS1 homolog. Lineage: Eukaryota; Metazoa; Arthropoda; Insecta; Coleoptera; Tenebrionidae. The transcript has 12 exons. Gene Ontology annotation, cellular component: nucleus. Gene Ontology annotation, biological process: poly(A)+ mRNA export from nucleus. The record is from RefSeq and is a predicted model, not a curated record. Bases 92 to 1303 code for a protein of 403 amino acids.
ACUUGACCAACUUGACCUGUUUCAAGAGAGCCUAGACCUUUUUGAAAGCUCUGUUGCUCCUAGUGUUUCAAAUACUUUAUCCGAAAGUAAUAUGGAAUGCUCAAAUUUAACUUCGAGAGGUAGUACUGUUAUAGACGAAGAGAUUGAUACCCACCAAAUAGAUUUAGUAGAAUCCGUCUCGGAGGUCGAUUCAUCCAAAAAUAAGGAUUUUGAAAACUCGAGUAAGGUAGAUAAAGUUGAGGAAGCUUCAAAGAGGUUGAUUUCGGUUUUUGAAAGUGAAGAUUCUGAAGAUGACUUUGAAAGUAAAAAGGAACAGGAAGUUUUGAAAAGCGAAAGCGAAGAUGAAAAGCAAGAUGAUAUGCUUCAGGAUGAAGUGAGCGAUGCGGAAGUAGAGGAAAGUAUUCGUGAGAGUGAAAGAAAGAGAUUAAUAAAGAUUCACAAAAAAAGGCGAAAGUCCCGUUCUGUAGAAGAUUCAGGAGAAGAGGAACCUACUGAAAAUCAUAAUAAGAAACCCACAAUUUUUGAACAGUCUCUUGCAGAACUGAAAGGGAAGUCUAAAGGAAGAAAAAAAAAUUAUGACAGUGACGACACCUCAUUAGAUGAUAUGGCACGUGAUCUUCUCCGCCAAAUGGACGAGGCGGCAGAGCUGGACAGACAGGCCAAUUCUAGUGGUCAGCCGGCUUUGGAAAAGUUAAAACUUCUUUCAGAAGUUCAGAAAUGGAUAAAAAAGAAGGACGGUUAUCAGUUUCUUAUAGAGAAUGGAUUCUUUAUUUCGUUAAAAAACUGGCUCAUGCCCUUGCCCGACAAAUCUCUUCCUUCAUUGGUCAUUCGAAAUGCAAUAUUUGAUUCUCUUUCGCUCCUGGAAAUGACGGAAACUUUUAUUGACCAUCUGAAAGAGUCUGGUUUGGGCAAGAUGGUGAUGUUCUAUAGCAAACAUCCAAAAGAGAAUGAAAAAACUCGCAUGGCCUUGAAAAAAAUGAUUCAGGAAUGGCUACGUCCAGUGUUUAAAAUAAAAAGUUCUUUUAAAGAACUGAGCUCGGAUGAACGCCUCGACUAUAAAAGCCAAGAAAAGCAGCAAGCAAUACAUCCAAAGGCUGAAGUCCAUAAAUACAAAAAGAAGCAAGAAGAGGUUAAGAGGCCCAAGUUUGGGGAGCCCGGAUUUGUCAAAAGAGCUUUGGUCCCCAAACCUUCGUUGAAGGAUUAUUAUAACAGCCCGAAAUCAGUGGACGAGUCUUCUUUAAAAAUAUACAAAUGCGAUCCUCGAACCAAAAAGUUUCGCAGCUUGGCAAUACGGAAAAAAUAAAUUCGGUAGAGUAUGAAAAGUAACGAUUGUAUGG